AUGGAUUACAUGAGACAAUUGAUUGAAACUUGGAAUGAAAAACACAGUGAAGAAGGGAGAAAUACAUUCACUGAUCUUACUAAUGAGUACAAUGAAGCUUAUGAGGAUAACAAGGAAUUAUCACACCGCAUGACUGUAAGGGCUUCCACUGAAUUCCUACAUACAGUGACAGAUGGUAUGAAGAGAUUUAGUGUGUGUCUUCGAAGUAAGAUUUGUAGUUGUGGAAGGUUUCAACUUGAUGAGAUACCAUGUGGACAUGCUUUGGCUGCUAUAAUGUACAGGCACCAACAUGGAGAGGACUACUGCUCUGCCUACUACAGCAAUAAAAAUUUCAAAGAUACAUAUGCCAUACCAGUGGAACCUCUUCCAUGCGAGAGUACAUGGGAGAUACCAUUUGAUGUGUUGGAACAAAUUGUUUUACCACCAGAUUCUAAAAGACCUCCAGGGAGGCCAUCGUUGAAGAGAAUGAAACCAUUUUAUGAGGUGAAAUUUAAGAGGGAAAAGAUGACAUGUAGCAAGUGUGGCAUAGAGGGGCACAACAAGAAGACAUGUAGCAAUUUGCCCAAAUGA
Lycium ferocissimum is the source of this 570-nucleotide messenger RNA. RefSeq lists its product as uncharacterized. Gene Ontology annotation, molecular function: zinc ion binding. The transcript is spliced from 2 exons. Lineage: Eukaryota; Viridiplantae; Streptophyta; Magnoliopsida; Solanales; Solanaceae. Bases 1 to 570 code for a protein of 189 amino acids. The record is from RefSeq and is a predicted model, not a curated record.